CUUUUGGAUUUUGGCCAGAAAAACCACUUCUCUUCCUGAAGUUCUGCUUUGACACCUCUCAAGUCUUCAACCUUGGGCUCCUCGAAUGGCUUUCACCUUGCUAUAGAAUCAGCAUACGUCAUUGUUGUCAAAGCUCAAAACCCCUUUCCCCUCAGAAUCCAAAGCCAAUAUCCCACAGGUCUCAAGGUAAGGCAUUUCUUCAAUAAGCUUUUUUCUUGUUCUGUGUCCAUGCUUUACUGCAUAAAAACCAGAUACCAUUAGCCAUGAACCAACUACAGAAACUGAGAACUCCAUUAAUUCUCAAAUGGGUUUCUUUUGAUUUUGUUUUUAACCAUUCUAAAUCAUCAAAAUCGAUUCUUUGGGCAAGUGGGUCGUUCCACAUUGCUGAAAAGGUUAGGUUUUAUGCAACUAAAAAGUCUGCUAAAUCUAAAUUAGAAGAAGAAUGUCAUUUACCUCGUGCAGUGAGGAAAGAAGCACAAGCUGCUUUGUUAGAGUACUUGCAUUCCACAAGAAGUUUGCAGUUUAUGGAUGCUGAACACAUGAGUAAAAACUCACCCUUUUUCCUUUCCAAGUUGUUAGAAAGAGUGGAUAGUGAGACUGAUAUUCGUCAUUCUUUAACUCGAUUCUUGCGAUACCAUCCAAUCAAUGAAUUUGAACCAUUCUUUGAGAGCAUUGGUCUGAGACCUUCUCAGUACUUGGCAUUCCUUCCCAGAGAUUUGAUGUUCUUGAAUGAUGAUCAGAGGUUGCUCGAUAGCUAUCACGUCUUGUGUAAUUAUGGUAUUUCGCGAAAUAAGAUAGGAAGGAUUUUUGCUGAAGCUCAAGAAGUUUUUAGAUAUGAUCCUGGAGAGCUGGACUCGAAACUUCGUUCUUUUCACGGUGUUGGGCUAGAUCAGUCUGCUGUAGUUAAGCUUGUUAGUGCAAGUCCGCAUCUUUUGAUUGGGAAUGUACAUACUGAAUUUUUUGAAGUUGUUGAGAAAUUGAAGGGAGCGGGAGUGGAAUACAGUUGGAUUGAGGAGCAGUUGAAUGGAAAUUCCUUCAAUUGGAACCAGUUAUUCGAACUCAUGUGCUUCUUCAACAGGUUGGGGUUUACUGAUGAACAAUUAGGAAAACUAAUAUGUCAAAUUCCUGGUCUCCUGUUUGAUUGUUCCGGACGUACUACAUUUUCGCUAAUUGGAUUCUUGUUGAAAUUUGGUUUUCAGAAGCCCGAAUUACUUGAUGUAUUUCUACACUUCCCACAAAUUCCAGUAACGAAAUUUGUAUUCAAUAUGCGGCAAUGCUACCAGUUCUUGAUUGAAAUUGAGAUGUCUGUCCUAGAGAUAGGAAGUAUUGUUCAUGCUCACCCUAUAUUGCUAGGGUCGUGUGUUUUGAAGAAAGCUACCAGCCUGUUGACUAUCCUGAAUACUGGGAAGAAGCGGCUUUGUAGUGUGAUCAAGGAGAAUCCAGAAUUUUUGAGGAAUUUGGUUCGUGGAGCCAAAGUUGAACGAUUGCCAAUAGCUGAGGAGGAACUAAGAUCCAAAAUGAUGAAAACUAAGUUCCUUUUGGAUUUGGGUUUUGCUGAGAACUCGAGCGAAAUGGAGAAAGCUCUCAAAGUAUUUCGAGGAAAAGGGGUGGAGCUCCAAGAGAGGUUUGAUUGUUUGGUAAAUGCUGGUUUGGAUACAAAGCAUGUUGCGUCAGUGCUGAAAAUAUAUCCGCAAAUACUCAAUCAAAGGAAAGAGGUACUUGAAGCAAAGAUUGAUUUCCUUGUGAAUAAAUUGGGUUAUCCGCUGUCUGCUUUAGUUUCGUUUCCAUCUUACCUCAACUACACAAUUCCAAGAAUCACGCUUAGGCUUUCAAUGUAUAAUUGGCUCAGAGAUGAAGGAAUAGUGGAUUCAAAGUUGGCUUUGAGCACUAUCAUAGCUUCCUCAGAGAAAUUAUUCAUGAAGGCAUAUGUAAACCCUCAUCCUAAAGGCCUUCAAGUUUGGCAAGAUCUGAAAAAAGAGAUAUAUCCUGAUUAAGUGAUAGAUAUCCUAGUCGCUCCGUCUGGCUACAUUGGCAAGGGAAAGGUUGAAGCUUGAAGUCUAUUUAAAGUAGCAAUCUCCUGCUUAGGUUAAGAUGAGUACCAUUUCUAAAUGUGCUUAAACGAAAAAGGAGCAGGCAGCCAGGACUUCUUUUUUGAUAUGCUGACUUGAACCCACAACUGUAAGGUUCUAGGCAGAGGCGGAUCCAAAACUUUGGGAAGAUGGUGCACUAUUAUGAAGAGGUGCAUUUCAGAUCAAGGUAUUAAGCUAUAUGACAUGCAGCACGAAGCCCCAAAGCCAACUUUGCGUGCAUGCUGUGCACAUUGAUCAAUGCAGGAAGAGCUGUUAACAGAUCGGCAAUCUUUCUGGUUGAUCGCAAUAAGGGAAUCGGAGCCGGGAGGUGAACAACAUCAAAGUUCCAAAAGCAGCGCAGAAUCACUCUAACAAGUAAACAUCACGACAAGAAAUCUCUAAGGUCUUAUGGAAUCACAAGAUUCUGCACAAUUGUCUGUUUAACUUCAAGAAAACGAGCAAGGUCAAUAAGGCUGAAUGAAGGCUUUGACUCUUCCCUAUGCAUUCCAGCUAUGAGUUUGUUAGGGUCAAUGCUCUCAAGUAUCUCAGUGAAAACUCAGUUUUGUUCUGCUAAUAUGUAAACUUGGUUCUUCUGGUUCCUUUGUCCCAGCUUAUUCAACCAUGGAAAAACUACAUUUUUAUUUGUUUAUAGAGGAAUGAUUCUCUUGUAUGAGAACCGCCAUUUGCGCAAAAUUCUCCUCACUAAAUAGAGCGAUAAAAAAUUCUUAUUCCUCAUUCACUUUCAGUGCUCACCCUUCCCGGUAUGAAUGUGCCAAUGUGUAAUACACUGACAAGAACAAAGAAGGGUUGUUUCCUCAAAA
Messenger RNA from Nicotiana attenuata, 2890 nucleotides. Its product is annotated as transcription termination factor MTEF18, mitochondrial-like. Gene Ontology annotation, biological process: regulation of DNA-templated transcription. The coding region runs from base 264 to 1994 and encodes 576 amino acids. Gene Ontology annotation, molecular function: double-stranded DNA binding. The record is from RefSeq and is a predicted model, not a curated record. NCBI's taxonomy places the organism in Eukaryota, Viridiplantae, Streptophyta, Magnoliopsida, Solanales, Solanaceae. The transcript has 5 exons.